Molecule: messenger RNA, 345 nt
Organism: Arabis nemorensis
Lineage: Eukaryota; Viridiplantae; Streptophyta; Magnoliopsida; Brassicales; Brassicaceae
Source: the annotation of a GenBank genome assembly
AUGGAGAUAAGUGCACUCUACGAGAAAGCAAACACGACCCUCGAUCUAGCCAAGCGGCUCAUCGCCGAUCAGACAACGCCGCGUGACGUGGCGGAUGUCUUGGACUUGUGUGUUGAUAACUACGAGUCGCUUCUUGAUGAUCUUAAAGAUGCUUCUGUUGCGGUCGAUGAUGGAGAUUUUGGACGGCUCGAGAGUGUGGUCAGUGCUGCGAUCGCCGAUGUUGUGACUUGCUCAGACGCGUUUACUGAGUCGCCUGAGCUUGAGUCGCCGAUGGUUAAUGUUGAUGCUUUUCUUAAGAAGCUUUGUAGUAAUGUCUUGGCUAUUUCUCAGAUGGUCUACAUGUAA